Dentiscutata heterogama is the source of this 317-nucleotide messenger RNA. The record is from the annotation of a GenBank genome assembly. NCBI's taxonomy places the organism in Eukaryota, Fungi, Glomeromycota, Glomeromycetes, Diversisporales, Gigasporaceae.
AUGGAAAAUUUUGCUAUUUCACAAAUCCAACCCCAAACUUUAGAAACCCUUACUAUAGACAUAAUAGCCUCUCUCCAAUUAUCUGAAGACACCAAUGAAGUUGAGAUUCAGACGAUUCAAAAUCCAGACCCAGAGAUAGUUAUUGCAGAAGAUAAUGCAAAUGAAAUAGAUUUAGAAAAUUUGUUAAACACUCCUGACCAAACAAACGAAGCUUUAACCUUCUUGAAAGAAGUUGAAGACACAAGAAAAUCUCUAUUGAACAGUUUAAAAGAAGACCUCACUAUAGAAAAAGAUGAAAUCUUUACUCGAAGAAACCC